AUGGGGGUUCUAGUCAAUGGAGCUCAAAGUGCUUUUGUGGAAGGAAGGCAAAUCACUAAUAAUAUACUGCUUGCACAUGAAUUGAUCAAGAACUACAACAGGAAAUGUAUCUCCCCUAGAGUUAUGCUUAGUAUUGAUAUCAAAAAAGCUUUCGACACCAUCAACUGGAAUUUUUUUAGAGAUUUACUGAUUGGAUUGGGCUUCCCUAAUAAGAUGGUAGACUGGAUUAUGACUUGUAUAUCUACCCCUUCUUACUCCAUUUCUUUAAAUGGAUCACUCCAAGGAUAUUUCAAAGGCAAAAGGGGGCUGAGACAGGGGGAUCCUUUAUCCCCAUAUCUCUUUAUCUUGGGCAUGGAUUAUCUCUCUAGGACUUUGGAUUUAUUGAGCAAUGACAAACAAUUCAAUUUCCAUCCGAAAUGCAAAAGGCUCAAGAUAACUCAUCUUAUUUUUGCUGAUGAUCUAUUACUUUUUAGCAAGGGAGAUCUGGUAUCAGUCAAUAAGCUUCAGCAGUGUUUACUAAAUUUCAGUGCAACUUCUGGGCUUGAGGCUAAUCCUAACAAAUGUCAUAUCUUCUUUGGGGGUGUAAAUGAAAGGAUUAAGGCUUCUAUAAAUGACUUGUUGGGUUACACUGAAGGAAAUCUACCUAUUAGAUAUCUUGGAGUCCCUCUCAUAUGCAAAAGACUUUCAUAUAUAGACUGUGUCCAAAUCUACUGGACAUCUAGUUACAUUCUGCCCAUGAAAGUACUUCAGAGAAUUGAUGAAAUGAAUAGGGAUUUUUUGUGGGGAAGAUCUGAUCAUAAGCAAAAAGUUUCUCUGGUAGCAUGGGAGAAAAUCUGUCAGGGGAAAAAAUUUAGUGGAUUAGGAAUUUCCUCUGCUAAACUCUGGAAUUUUGCUGCUGUUUUGAAGAAUAUCUGGUAUAUUCAUGUGAAUAAAGAGCUCCUAUGGAUUAAGUGGAUCCAUGGUACUUAUCUAAAACACAAUGAUAUCUGGACUGUUAAUGCUAAAACAAAUGAUUCAUGGCUCUGGAAACAAAUGCUGAAAAACAGAGAUAAGGCUUUGGAUUUAACUGGAGGGGCUGAUAACCUGAAGCUUAUCAUUGGAUCUUGCUACAAGAAUUCUAAAGUUAAACCAUCAGCCUUGUAUACAAUUCUAUCUCCAACUUCCCUCAAAGUUCCAUGGUAUAAUACUGUUUGGGGAAAUUUAAAUUACCCUAAGCACUCCAUCAUAAGUUGGCUUGUUGUUCAAAACAGGUUGCUAACACAAGACAGGUUGGCUAGGAUGGGGAUACUGAAUGCAAAUUCCUGUUAUCUUUGCAAUGGUGAUGCAAUAGAGAGUCGUGACCAUCUCUUUUUUGAAUGUGAAUACUCUAUGAAUGUCUGGAACAAGAUCAUGUCAUGGCUUAACUUCAGAUGGCGUUCUUGUAACUGGAAUUGUAUGUUGGAAUGGUUCACUACCAGUUUGAGAGGCAAGGGUUUUAAGCAAAGGAUUAAGAGGAUGGCCUUUAACACUUCAUUAUACAAGAUUUGGAAUGAAAGGAACUCCAGGAUUUUUAUUCAGAAAUCCAAAGGGCCUGAUCAGCUAGUUAAAGAGAUCAAAGUUGAUAUGUUGAUACUAAUUCUCAAUGGCAAUACUGCUCCGGAAGAUAGAGAAUGGGUUUUAUCACUGUAA
Asparagus officinalis (garden asparagus) is the source of this 1668-nucleotide messenger RNA. RefSeq lists its product as uncharacterized. Bases 1 to 1668 code for a protein of 555 amino acids. The record is from RefSeq and is a predicted model, not a curated record. Lineage: Eukaryota; Viridiplantae; Streptophyta; Magnoliopsida; Asparagales; Asparagaceae. The transcript has 2 exons.